Musca domestica (house fly) is the source of this 1234-nucleotide messenger RNA. It is a transcript of the gene Timp, whose product is annotated as tissue inhibitor of metalloproteinase. The record is from RefSeq and is a predicted model, not a curated record. Gene Ontology annotation, cellular component: extracellular matrix. Lineage: Eukaryota; Metazoa; Arthropoda; Insecta; Diptera; Muscidae. The transcript has 5 exons. Bases 432 to 1073 code for a protein of 213 amino acids. Gene Ontology annotation, biological process: negative regulation of endopeptidase activity; negative regulation of membrane protein ectodomain proteolysis. Gene Ontology annotation, molecular function: metalloendopeptidase inhibitor activity; protease binding.
CACUUUGAAUUUCAUUCAGUCGUGCAUUUCUUAGACAACGAUACAGAAACGACCUGCUUGUCGCGCCACAAACACAAGUGUCCGGAUCUCCUUGAAAGUUUUUCGGAUUUGGAUUUUUUUUUUUUGGUUUUGAAUUUUGUAUGUUUGCGUUACAUUUUCAAUUGAUCUGUCGCGUAGUUUUUCGAAAAGAGUUGUAGCCGUUGAAAUUGGUUUAGUUUUCUUUUAAAAAGAACAUUUUCUUCAAAUUUUAAAGAAAAUAAAAAUAACAUCAAAAAUAAAUAAAAAAGUUGUGAAGUGAAAAUAAAUCAGUUCUAAUUGAAAACAAAACUUUGGUAUAGGCAAAGCGGAGCGGCACACAAAUCAAAAACAGAUAUUUGUAAUUAAAUUAAUGGUGUGAUCCUGUUUGUUGUGGAGUGUGAAAUAAAUACAAAAUGGAAAUUACAAGAUAUCUUACAUUACUGGGUAUUGUGGCAAUCGGUACCAUAAUGUUCUAUGCCACACCAGCUGAGGGAUGUAUGUGCGCACCAAGCCAUCCACAGACACAUUACUGUACUGCAGAUUAUGUUGCUCUCAUUCGGGUUAUGCGCAAAUCCUCCAAAUUGGUAGCUGGCAAAAUCGUAUACAAGGUGGAAGUGAAAAAAUCCUAUAAAAUGACCCCUGAAGGUCAGAGGACAUUGAAACAUGGUCGGAUUAUGACCUCUGCCCAUGACAGUAUGUGCGGCGUGAAUUUGCAACUGGGUCGCCUAUAUAUAAUUGCCGGCAGAGGUGAUCAAUUGAAUUUGUGUCAUUAUGCAAAGGAAUACAAGAAGAUGAGCAUUAUUGAGAGGACCGGAUUCACUGGAGCCUAUAAGAAAGGAUGUGCAUGUGAGAUAUCGCCCUGUUUCGGUAAUCGUUGCCUCGACGGCCCCACCAAACCCAACUCCUGCCAAUGGUCACCAUUUGCCAAAUGUGAAACCGAUUACAGUGCCUGUAUGCCGACGAAAACGCGAUCACCAUUCUCAAUUGGCGACCCCACGAUCAAGUGUCGCUGGCGAAGAACCGUCCAAUAUGACGAAUGUAGAAUGAAUCCAUAAAAGGUUAUCCGAGUGGGAAGGGAAUUGGGAGAGAUUUCUAUGCGAAUCUUCAAUAUGUGCCAAAAACACGCAUCAUCCGUUGUGUCCAUGUGUUUUACAAAAACAAACAAUUUGUUUUGUCUAUCCAUUAGUUGUAGUCGUAAAUAUUGUGUAAAAUUUUA